UCUUGUUUCCCCUGCACGCGCACUCACCGCCCUCAGUUGCUAAGUAACCUCUGCAAGGGGCGGCUGCCGCAUAGCCGGAUGCUGCUAGUGUACAAUACAUCAAAUUGUGCCGUUUCAGUCGCAAAAGUCUGAUAAAGAAGAUGGACGAGGGCUCCGAGUUAUCUCUGACCAUCGCUCAGAUCGUUCAGCGGCUGAAAGGAAGCCAUUUACACUCUCAGAUAGAGAGACAAGCCAAAGAAUGUUUACAUCAACCUGAGAUAAAAUUGGAGUCCCUUAAAGAGGACGUACGCAGUUUUCUCAAAACAUCAGGCUGGGAAAGACAGCUACAGAAUGCAGUGUACAGAGAACUGCAUGUCCAGCUGCCCCCGAGCCAUCCCGUGGCUCCUGCAGAGCAUCUCAAAGAGCCGCUGGCCUACAUGCGCAAGGCCCAGGCCAGCUGGGAGAAGCGUGUCCUAAAAAGCCUGAACAGCAUGAGUACAGAGCUGGGAGUGCCUCUGGCUCGCAUGAGGCCCGCAGUGGAGCAGAAGGAGCUCAGCAACAAAUGGAACGAGAUGGGCACAGAUGAACCAGAUUUAACGAGCUUUAGGCCUGUAUAUGCCCCUAAAGACUUUCUGGAGGUGUUAAUCAGUUUACGGAACCCGAAUCACGAUAGCAGCGAGGACGUCGGCGUCAGGAGUCACUGGGGUCUCAUCCAGGUUCCUCUCAAUGUCAGGGACAUCCCUCAGCUGAGACAGGCCUACUCGGAGCUGAACCUGACCUCUGGCCAGUUGGGGAUUGAUGACCAUGCGCAUAUCCAUCCAGACUUGUUUGAAAACGAGUAUGUUCAAAUCGGGAAAAAAGUGGUCCUGGAGCAGGACAGUGCAGCAGCGCAGCAGUACAGUAGGCAGGGCUGUUCCAACGGGCUCCGGGCAGACCUGUGGGCCCUCAUCCUUAACUCUACUAACCAGCCCCAGGAUGUGAUGCAUUAUGAACAGCUGACGGCCGGAGUCAUACAGCAUGACCUGCUGGUGGACAACCUCAUCUAUAAGGAUGUGAAGCUCACCGCCAGUAAUGACGACUACUACUUUGUGUUUGAAGAUUUCCUCUAUCAGGUGUUGCUGUGUUUCUCUCGUGACACAGCCGUCUUGGAGCACUUCAAAUACAACAGUGCUACUCCUCCCAAAUCCUUUAUCCAGGGGAAGGGAGGAGAUGAAGAGUGUGCUGUUGUUUAUCCUCCCAACGGUGUAAUCCCUUUUCAUGGAUUUUCAAUGUAUGUGGCACCUUUGUGUUUCUUGUACAACGAGCCAUCCAAGCUGUACAGUGUAUUCAGGGAAAUGUACAACCGCUACUUCUUCAGAUUACACUCCAUCUCCUCCUCUCCCUCGGGGAUUGUAUCUUUGUGCCUGCAGUUUGAGCGGCUGCUCCAGACACACCUGCCUCAGCUCUUCUACCACCUUCGACAGAUCGGGGCGCAGCCGUUGCGCAUGGCCUUCAAGUGGAUGGUGCGGGCCUUUUCUGGCUAUCUGUCUACUGACCAGCUGCUUCUUCUCUGGGACCGAAUCCUGGGCUACGACUCGCUGGAGGUAGUUGCAGUCCUAGCAGCCGCUGUGUUCGCCUUCCGCGCCGAGAACCUGAUGGAAGUGACGUCGCUGGCCUCAGCUGAGGCUGUCCUCGCUGACCUUUCAACUCUGAAGGUCAUGCCGCUCAUCCAGAUCUUUCUAUUUGCCACCGCCAUCUGAGGAGCGCGGAAAAACUGCAGGAUGUGAGUCGUGGUGCGGACAGGGGACGUACCACGUGUGCCAUAACCACACCAUGAAUCACCCAUGAAGAAACGGCAGCCUAGAGAGUGUGUGUGUGGGUGUGGGUGUGGGUGUGUGUGUGCUAUCAAGACAUAAUAAAGGAAAUCCUACAUAACACACUUCAUCUUGCACUAGUUCAAGCAGAAAAAGCCAAACCCCUCUUUAGCAUGGAUGCACCAUAAAUAGUGAAUUCUAUCAUGUUAUUAGAUAGUAUACAGUAUGUAAGUAUAGCCUACAGACCAGUAAGGUUAAGCUAACCUUCUUAAGCCAUAUGCUCUGCAGGAAAGACGAUACCCACAGCAUUGCUCAGAUCAGCUGAGGAGCUCAUUAGGAGCCGAGUCGCAUGAAGCAGUAAUUGUAUUGCGAUAGCCGCGCGCAAAAGAGAACAACAUCUCCAAGCUUGGCUAACGACGUGUUAAUUAGCUCGUGCAAUUUACUCUGCUCCGUAGCUCCUGCUUGUUGUAACACUAUUAGAUAAUGUUGAUGCUGAUGAAUAAGAAGAUUGUAAGCGUUGUAUUGAGAGAAAUAGUCAACGGGAUUAAUAUUCAACUGUGUAUACACAUCAUGUAUUGUAUUUAUGAAGCGUAUUACUGCUUAAGGGACAUUUAGCACCUCUCGUGCCAGUAUUUAUUUUAAUUCUAAUUCAUUUAACAUUUAUUUUAAAUUAUGCAUUUAAUUCCUGAAUAUAUAUAUAUAUAUAUAUAUAUAUAUAUAUAUAUAU
Molecule: messenger RNA, 2499 nt
Organism: Cottoperca gobio
Lineage: Eukaryota; Metazoa; Chordata; Actinopteri; Perciformes; Bovichtidae
Gene: tbc1d19
Product: TBC1 domain family, member 19
Exons: 21
Coding region: 141-1718 (525 amino acids)
Source: RefSeq, a predicted model, not a curated record